AUGCGCGCCAACCAGAAAAUUGUGGCAGACGCUAUGAACCAGAAGUUUCUCCCCGUGGAGCUGCGUAACAAGCGUCCUAGUAUCUUUAAUACAGCGCACAUUGAUGUGAUCAAGAAGAGCAAGCUGAAUUUGUUUGAAGCCGAAGAACGCAUUCGUCACCGCGAGCCUCAUCUUGUGUUCGGACUGCUGUCGAAGGCAAGCGAGAUUUACCGCAGUGGUGUUAUCUCGAGUCACGAACUUGACUGUCUGCGGUCCAUGAUUUUGUCAAGGAUCCAGCCCACUAAAAUGUUGAUGGACAUGACGAUGAAAAUGAAUAGCAUGAUGUCCGAUCACGAGUGGCACCUGCUCAUUCUGAAGGCGAAAGGAAUUCGUCAUGCCCUCUGCAUCCGAAUCUCCCGCGAAGAAAGCGAACCUGCCCGAAACAGUGGCCAUAUGGUGCGUAUACUCACUUCCAAUUUUGAUGAUGGGGCGGACUUGCGGUCGGGAUGGAAAACCGAAAAGUGA
Molecule: messenger RNA, 504 nt
Organism: Peronospora matthiolae
Lineage: Eukaryota; Oomycota; Peronosporomycetes; Peronosporales; Peronosporaceae
Source: the annotation of a GenBank genome assembly